This is a messenger RNA of Balaenoptera acutorostrata (minke whale), 3863 nucleotides long. RefSeq names its product transmembrane protein 209 (gene TMEM209). The transcript has 16 exons. Lineage: Eukaryota; Metazoa; Chordata; Mammalia; Artiodactyla; Balaenopteridae. The record is from RefSeq and is a predicted model, not a curated record. Gene Ontology annotation, cellular component: membrane. Bases 95 to 1747 code for a protein of 550 amino acids.
UCCUCACAAGCCGGUCGCUUUCGCCUUAACGAUUGGCUUCGCGCAUGUGCAGUGGAGAGUGGCGCGAGCCAGCCGCUUCCGGGCGAAGAACACGAUGCAAGGGGAGCCAAACCCUAGUGCUUCCCUUAUUGACAGAACCAUCAAGAUGAGAAAAGAAACAGAAGCUAGGAAAGUGGUUUUAGCCUGGGGACUCCUAAAUGUAUCUAUGGCUGGAAUGAUAUAUACUGAAAUGACUGGAAAAUUGAUUAGUUCAUAUUAUAAUGUGACACACUGGCCCCUCUGGUAUAUAGAGCUUGCCCUUGCAUCUCUCUUCAGCCUAAAUGCUUUAUUUGAUUUUUGGAGAUAUUUCAAGUACACUGUGGCACCAACAAGUCUGGUUGUUAGCCCUGGACAGCAAACACUUUUAGGGUUAAAAACAGCUGUUGUACAGACUGCUCCUCCACGUGAUCUGGCAGCACCCCAAAUUCCUCCCUCUCCACCUUCUCCUUCAAUUCAGGGUCAGAGUGUAUUAAGUUAUAGCCCAUCUCGCUCACCCAGUACCAGCCCCAAGUUCACCACCAGCUGUAUAACUGGAUACAGCCCUCAGCUACAAGGUCUGUCAUCAGGUGGGAGUGGUUCUUAUAGCCCUGGAGUGACCUACUCACCCAUCAGUGGUUAUAACAAGUUGGCCAGCUAUAGUCCCUCUCCAUCUUCUCCAUACCCUACCACUGUUGGACCAGUGGAGAACAGUGGAUUGAGAUCUCGCUACCGUUCUUCACCCACCGUCUACAACUCCCCUACUGACAAAGAAGACUACAUGACAGACCUACGAACCUUGGAUACUUUUCUUAGAGGUGAAGAAGAGAAACAACAUAGAGUUAAGCUGGGAAGCCCAGAUUCUACUUCACCUUCCACCAGUCCUACUUUCUGGAACUACAGUCGUUCUGUGGGGGAUUAUGCACAAACUUUAAAGAAGUUUCAGUAUCAGCUUGCCUGUAGGUCUCAGGCCCCAUGUGCUAACAAAGAUGAAGCUGAUCUCAGUUCUAAACAAGCUGCAGAGGAGGUCUGGGCAAGAGUGACUAUGAAUAGACAACUUCUUGAUCAUAUGGAUUCAUGGACAGCCAAGUUCAGAAAUUGGAUCAAUGAGACAAUAUUAGUGCCACUUGUACAAGAGAUUGAGUCUGUCAGCACACAAAUGAGGCGAAUGGGUUGUCCAGAGCUGCAAAUAGGAGAGGCUAGUAUUACUAGCUUGAAGCAGGCUGCUCUGGUCAAAGCUCCACUCAUUCCAACUCUAAAUACAAUCGUGCAGUAUCUAGACCUCACGCCAAAUCAGGAAUACUUGUUUGAAAGGAUCAAAGAACUUUCUCAAGGAGGCUGUAUGAGCUCAUUUCGAUGGAAUAGAGGUGGAGACUUCAAAGGCCGCAAGUGGGAUACAGACCUGCCCACUGAUUCUGCUAUCAUCAUGCAUGUGUUUUGUACCUACCUUGAUUCCAGACUACCUCCACAUCCUAAAUACCCUGAUGGAAAAACAUUUACUUCUCAGCACUUUGUUCAGACACCAAAUAAACCAGAUGUGACAAAUGAGAAUGUUUUUUGCAUUUAUCAGAGUGCUAUCAACCCUCCCCAUUAUGAGCUAAUCUACCAGCGUCAUGUCUACAGUCUUCCAAAGGGCCGAAAUAAUAUGUUUCAUACAUUGUUAAUGUUCCUCUACAUCAUAAAGACCAAAGAGUCAGGAAUGCUUGGUGUUGGUGAGGGUAUGGAGAAAUGAGAAAACACAGUUGAUGAAAUGACCUUUUUUGAACAGGAGAGUUAAUCUUGGUCUAUCCGGUGUGAAUAUUUUGUGGAUUUUUGGCGAGUAGUGUGGGUCAUUUAAUUCCAAACUUUUGGACUUUAUUUGACUGAAUCAGAAGUUGAAUCUAAGUAUCUCUGAGUCACGGCCUCUUCUGAAAUAAGAUACAUAUGUGUAUGUUACAGAUUCUUUAGAUUUAACAAAAAAUUAGCUAUUAUGAAACUUCUUUGUAAAAGUAUGCCCUAUAUCUUCUACACCAAGAAACAUUACUUUAUCAUUUCAGAAAAAAACUGCAACCCUUCAGAUUUUUGUUGGCCAAAACAGUGCCGUUCCGCCUUAAUUGAGUCCUUCUUCACUGUAACCCCCCAAAUGAGAAUCAUCUGCCUGAUUCCUCCCCACAAAAAUUGUUUUUUCAGUUGAGUUAUUUAGUAUAAAUAAUUUUUUUAAAAAAGCAAAUUGCUGGGCUUCCCUGGUGGCGCAGUGGUUGAGAAUCUGCCUGCUAAUGCAGGGGACACGGGUUUGAGCCCUGGUCUGGGAAGAUCCCACAUGCCGCAGAGCAACUAGGCCCGUGAGCCACAACUACUGAGCCUGCGCGUCUGGAGCCUGUGCUCCGCAACAAGAGGCCACGAUAGUGAGGCCCGCGCACCGCGAUGAAGAGUGGCCCCCACUUGCCACAGCUAGAGUAAGCCCUUGCACAGAAACGAAGACCCAACACAGCCAAAAAUAAAUUAAUUAAUUAAUAAUAAUUUUUUAAAAAAAGAACUUUGUAAGGUAGCAAUUUGUCUUUCCAAGGUAUCCUUUAAAAAAAAAAAAAAGCAAAUUGCUUAUUUUUUUUUAAUGUUUAUAUUACCCCAGUGUUCAACAAAUUAGCCCAAGGCUCAUAUUUUAAAAAAUGAGAUAAACUUUUAAAUAAUAGUUCAUGUGCAUUUAAAAAAUAUUAUUGGAAGAGGUUUGACGGUACUAAUGUUUAAAAAGUCAACUCUUGAUGAAGUUCACAGUCUUGAACAUGGUUUGAAAGAUGCUGCCUGAUCUUCCCUCUGCCCCCUUGCCCCUGCCUCCACUCCAGUCUUGCCUUGCCCCUCUCCUUCCGUGCCCCAGCCACACUGGCCCUUUCUCAGCUCUCAUCCCAGGGCCUCCGUGCACUCCCGCUGCCUGAGACACUCCGGCCCCACUCUUGGUCUAGCCAACCCUCCUCAGCACCCUUCUAGGCUCUGCCUAAAUAUUGCUUUCCCAGAGAAGCUCUCCCUCCCCCGACUCCUUCCAUUCCCACCUCCCGCAGAUCCCCUGACUGUUUUCUCUCUUGGUACCUUUCACCUUUGCUUCAUAUCACCGACCAUGGUUUGAAAUCACAUAGGCAUGUGCAUUUCUUUAUAUGUCUCUCUAAACCUGUGCUGUUCAAUACAGCAGCUACCUGAGGCUGUUAAGCACUUGAAACACGCCUAGCCCAAAUUGCGAUGCGCCGUAAGUGUAAAAUCACACCGGUUUCAAAGACUUGAUAGGAAUAAAAGACUGUAAACUAAAAAAUAACUAUAAAAAGUCAACUCUUGGAUUAAAUUUAGCUGAUAGAAUUAAACUAUUUAGGUCUUAGUUAAGAGGCUGAAGACAUCAAGAAAACAAUUGCCUUGGUUUUAAUAACUCAGUUUCACUGUUCCAUAAUAUUGUAUUGAGUUCCCUUCUUUAAGAUAUGAUAUCUUAAUCUGUUUAAAUUUUUUAGAUAUGUUCAAAAUAUCUGGAGAGUAAGAAAUUACCAAGUUUGUAAGUUUUGCUUGACUCUCCAUCUUUAUUUUCUUACAUGUAUAUGUAGUAUAUCUAAGGCUAGUCAGCAAUUGCAUGUAUUUUCUGGGUUGACAUGUUACUAGAGAGUGCUUUACCUGGAAACAACUAAAACUAGUAUUUUCUCAGUAACUCCGUGUCAGUAUUACAUAUGCAGCUCAUUUUUGUAUAAUUUGUAAAUCUUGUUCCUGUUUUUUAAAAGUCAGAUGUCCAAAGGAAAGGAAGUUUCUAUCUUUUAACUGCUUUUGAUGUAUGUUAAAUUUGUUUGUUAUGAUAAAAUACCAAUUAAACAUGUUAAAUAUAAGAACAUGUUAAAAUCGAA